AUGUGUAUUUGUGAGAGAGUCCAGCUGAUGCUGCAGGGUCUCGAGGGUCAGCAGGGAGCUCUGGGGCCUCAGCUGGAGGGUCUGCAGCAGGACGUGAGCCGGCUGCAGGAGUGGUCCUCGGGGCUGAACGAGAAACGGUCCCAGCUCCAGGGCAGCCUGUCGUCGCUGAGAGACGCUGUGAGACAGAUCGAGGAGCGCACCUCCGCCAUCGCUAAGGACUUUGUCAACAAGGUUGCGUCGGUGAGGACGGACGUGCGCAGGAUGGAAGGCCUGCGGUCGGAGCUGGAGUCUCUGCUGACUCAGGUGACGGAGCUGGAAGACAAAACCUCCCAGGUGGAGCACAGCAUGGUCAAACGCAUCGGGGACGUGCUGACCAACAGCAUUGAUCGAGUCCGAAGUCUUCGCGAUGCGUCCGAACGCAACACUAAGGCCAUCGAGCAGCUCCGUAAGCGAGUCCCUGAACUCACCGCGGCUGACCAGCAGAUCUCUGAGCGCCUGAGGGAGCUGGAGAGCGGCAGAGCUCGGAUGAUAAGAUCAGUGACCUUUGCCAGUGACCUCAAACCAAAAGUAGCUUCUAUCAGGAGAGACUUCGGGGAGUUCGAGCCUCAGCUGUCAGACCUGACUCUGCGGAUAGGAAGACUGGCAGAGGAUCUAAUGAAGAGAGAACAGGAGGUCGCUGAGCUUAGACAAACUCUGGCUAACCUCACUUCUGUAGAGGGAGAUUUAAGUGUUAUGACUAAACAGGUCAGUGAAAUAGCUGAUAUAGGAGAGAUGCAGCGGCCAACGUGA
This is a messenger RNA of Eleginops maclovinus (Patagonian blennie), 789 nucleotides long. RefSeq names its product inhibitor of nuclear factor kappa-B kinase-interacting protein-like. The transcript has 3 exons. The record is from RefSeq and is a predicted model, not a curated record. Bases 1 to 789 code for a protein of 262 amino acids. Lineage: Eukaryota; Metazoa; Chordata; Actinopteri; Perciformes; Eleginopidae.